Messenger RNA from Talaromyces stipitatus ATCC 10500, 936 nucleotides. RefSeq lists its product as uncharacterized. Bases 1 to 936 code for a protein of 311 amino acids. The transcript is spliced from 2 exons. The record is from RefSeq and is a predicted model, not a curated record. Lineage: Eukaryota; Fungi; Ascomycota; Eurotiomycetes; Eurotiales; Trichocomaceae.
AUGCAGUCUAACUAUGGCAAUCCGGUCGUUACGGCGGAGCGCAUGAAGUUUGACGAUCUCGCAUGGGAGAGAAGCGACAACAUUUCCAACGCCUGGAGAGAUGCGCUCUUCGAUAAGAAAGUCCUUCGGGAAGUUGGAGGAUUCAUAAUCAAACAUGGAAAAGGCCCAGCAGAAGAACCGUUUAAUCCACAGAAAGGAUCUUUCAAUUCAAUGUUCCGCAAGAAAUUCUUGGAUGCCGGUUCUGCUAUCAUUCGCUUUCCCAUUCCUGGCGUUUCUAUGUUCCCUGAAGGAAAGGUAAAACGAGAGAGGUCUCUUGUUAUACGGUUUAUCGAACGGCACACCAGUGUGCAUGUACCUCAUGUUCUCCAUUACGGAAUGAUGGACCAAACUCCUGCUGGACUUGGUCCUUUCAUUAUCAUGGAAAAUUAUUCGGAUCUCGUUGAUGCACUCAAUACCCUCCGAGCUCCGAAGACGACGAUUUUGAUGACAAAUGGGAAACUACGCACCCGUCAUUUUUCUAUCAAUAUGAAUGAACUUCUUCAGAUGGGCCAUGUCCCUCCACAUAUGCUACCGCGGACCACUUUCAAGACAGCUUCUGCAUACUUUUUGGCACUUGCUGAAAUGCAUGUGAUCCAUCUAUCAAUGCAACGCAAUGACACUAUUGAGUCCACCGAGGACUGCAGACGCAAAUAUAUUGUCAGAUGUCUGUUUCGGAGACUGGCACGAGAGAAUUGGCUGUGUUCUCACGAUAAUGGGCCCUUUAAGCUAUUCUAUGAUGAUUCCAGGCCAGCAAAUAUACUCGCAAAUUCCGAAAUAGACUUCAGAGUAGUAGAGGCAAUUGACUGGGAAUUUACUUAUGCUGCCCAAGUCGAAUCCGUAUAUAGUCUGCCGUCAUGGCUUCUUCUCGGGCGCCCCAAGUACUGGAGAGGCUCUUGA